Messenger RNA from Candoia aspera, 1255 nucleotides. RefSeq names its product aminoacylase 3 (gene ACY3). The transcript has 7 exons. Gene Ontology annotation, molecular function: hydrolase activity, acting on ester bonds; aminoacylase activity. Bases 134 to 1069 code for a protein of 311 amino acids. Gene Ontology annotation, cellular component: cytosol. The record is from RefSeq and is a predicted model, not a curated record. Lineage: Eukaryota; Metazoa; Chordata; Lepidosauria; Squamata; Candoiidae.
AUGACACAUGUGACAUCAUUGUGAAUUGUCCUGAAUGCUGAAGAACUAGCGGUCCACGGAGUCUCCACUCUUGCAUCAAACCUUUGCAGAACUGGGUCCUGAGGAAGACUUAAAGAGUCUGCAACCCCCAGUCAUGUCACACCCACAAUACCUUCCCUCCUUGAGACGUGUGGCAGUAUGCGGGGGCACUCAUGGGAAUGAAAUGUCAGGUGUUUACCUAGUCAAGCACUGGCUACAGGACCCAUCUGAGUUGCAGCGCAGCACCUUCCAGGUCAUACCUUUUGUGGGCAACCCACGUGCAGUUGAGCAGUGUGUGCGCUAUGUUGGGAGGGAUCUUAAUCGUACAUUUGCUGCAGCUUUUCUGAAUACCCAGGCUUCAGAUUCAGACCUUUAUGAGAUUCAACGUGCUCAGGAGAUCAACCAGAUCUUUGGACCCAAGGGUUCAUCUCAAGCCUAUGACUUCAUGUUUGACCUACACAACACCACAGCCAACAUGGGUUCCUGCCUCUUAAUGAACUCUGAAUUUAGCCUGUUGUCCAUGCACAUGUGUAAUUACAUCCAGAAACACUGCACAGUGAGACACUGUCCCAUCUUACUCUGUCAAUCACCUGGCGAGGAGGCUGCUUUCACCAUGUCAGUGGCUAAAAAUGGGCUAGAAUUAGAGCUGGGCCCACAACCCCAGGGAGUGGCUCGAGCUGACCAGCUUGCUAGGAUGAGAUCGAUUAUGGCCUGUGCUUUGGACUUCAUUGAGCUUUUUAACAAAGGCACCUUGUUCCCAGCCUUUGAAAUUGAGGCAUACAAACUGGCUGGACGUACGGACUUCCCCCGUUAUCCCAACGGGGAGAUUUCUGCUGUAAUACAUCCAAAUCUACAGGAUAAAGAUUUCCAACCCCUGAAGCCUGGGGACCCAGUUUUCCAGACUUUUGAUGGAGAGGAUAUUCUGCAUGAUAGUGAUGACACCUUCUUCCCAGUCUUCAUCAAUGAAGCAGCCUACUAUGAGAAGAAAACAGCUUUUUGCAAGACCAAAAAGGCCACAUUUGCCCAACCAGCACUGCAGAAGGCAUUUUAAAUAUGGUGACUUGGUUUAUAACUGAAGUAAAUUGAAGUCUCUGUGUUUUGUACAUUCUAAGGAUCAAUGAUCCUGGAGAAGAUCUAUCUAUGUGGUUGCUAAGAAUCAGCACCAACUUGAUGGCACAUAAUCAAAGAGGCUAUGCAUAGUGUAGUCCAGGAAGCUACACCUUUGUAACAAACAAAG